AUGUUAAUUGGCAAUGUACCGGAUGAAGAACAAGAUAUUAUAGGAUGCCAAGAUCUAGUUGAACCUGUACCAAGUACUUUAACAUUUAAAGUUCCUCCGUUAGGAAUAGAUCCGAAGGAUUUUGUGGAAAAACAUUUUGGAAAAAAUUCUGAUGCGAAGAAUCUUCAAUUCCGAAAGGGAACUACGACGCUGGCCUUUAUUUAUGAACCAGAAACGCCGAAUGAUCAAGGUGCCUCCAAAGAUGUCAUGAAAAUUUUGGAUGUCGGAGAUCGUAUGGUGGCUACAAUGGCUGGCGGGGCAGCUGACUGUCAAUUCUGGACCCGGAUUGUGGCUAAAUAUUGCGCUUUAUUCGAGCUGCGUGAAAAAUCGGAAAUUACUGUUGCUGCUGCAAGCAAGUACUUCUCUAACGUUCUUUAUACAUAUCGUAACAGCGGUCUGAUGGUG
This is a messenger RNA of Enterobius vermicularis (human pinworm), 444 nucleotides long. The record is from the annotation of a GenBank genome assembly. NCBI's taxonomy places the organism in Eukaryota, Metazoa, Nematoda, Chromadorea, Rhabditida, Oxyuridae.